AUGUUAUAUGUGCUCACCAUUGUUCAACUCAUUUGCACUACAACGUCAAAGCAGAGACCAGAACGGUUCAUUAAAUUCAGAACACUUUACAGAACAAGACGAUUUAAUAAACUAGAACCUUGCAAACACAACUUUUGUUUUCUCACAUCCAUUGCUCUGAACAGCCCCUUAUUAUUUUACUCCAUAAAGCGCACAUUUCCCAUCCACCAAUGUGAAUCACCUCCCAUCGUCCCCUUUUUUGGCAAUGUAAAACUCUUGCAAUCCCGCUUACGAACAAUACGAAUUGCUGUUAUUUCUAAAUGGGUUGAUGGCUCCACUCCAUUCAAGUUCGGGAUUUUAAGUGUAAAAAAUCGUUGGAUGAUGGAAGAAGCUAAUGAAGGUUAA
Messenger RNA from Clunio marinus, 384 nucleotides. The record is from the annotation of a GenBank genome assembly. Lineage: Eukaryota; Metazoa; Arthropoda; Insecta; Diptera; Chironomidae.